AUGUUGUGCUCUUCCAGGCCAGUGAUCAUCCUCCUAUGGCUUACCCUCUUCCUCCUGGGACCAUGGCACCAACUCUGCGCUGGCCAAUCAGUUUCCUUUGUGAACAACCCAGAGAAAACCAUCUUCGAGGCCCAAGCUCCUGAGGAACCCCCGAACAGCCUGGACAAAGUUCCCGGAAAUAAUCCAGCAUACUUCUGCAAGUCUAGCUCGCCCUUUCAAGUUCACGAGUUCAUCCUGCUUCCUAAUCCACCAAAGCCGUCGCUCCAACAUUUUGCCUACCUAACCGGCUGGGCCCCGCACAUUCGCGAUCUCGAACUUAUCAGGCUGUCUUUCACAAUCUGGUCCGGCCACUUCAAGCGCUAUGGCCCGUAUGAAUAUCGCUUAAGCGAGGUCCCGUGGAUCCGUAUCCGACAGAAUUUCUUGCUCCGAGAGUACAUGGCGCCGGGCUGGGCCGAGUUGCUUGCCGAAAAUAUGCUAGCAGGAAAAAACGUCGAAGACGGAUCGUAUCGGGUUCAUGCAGAAUUGCUGUUGCCAAAUCGGACCUCUUUAUUGUGCAUGGUUGCCGACGUGGUCAUCAGGGAUGGGACCAUGGAGUUUUGA
Coccidioides immitis RS is the source of this 600-nucleotide messenger RNA. RefSeq lists its product as uncharacterized. The transcript has 2 exons. The record is from RefSeq and is a predicted model, not a curated record. NCBI's taxonomy places the organism in Eukaryota, Fungi, Ascomycota, Eurotiomycetes, Onygenales, Onygenaceae. Bases 1 to 600 code for a protein of 199 amino acids.